Messenger RNA from Plasmodium gonderi, 315 nucleotides. RefSeq lists its product as hypothetical. The transcript has 3 exons. Lineage: Eukaryota; Apicomplexa; Aconoidasida; Haemosporida; Plasmodiidae. The record is from RefSeq and is a predicted model, not a curated record. The coding region runs from base 1 to 315 and encodes 104 amino acids.
AUGGACAUGCGUUCAUUGCAAUGUUCUAGGCUAAAUAACAGGGCUGCUAAUAAUUUAAGUUGUUUUACCAAACUUAGACAAGAAGGAAAAAAUGAAGAAAAUAUAAGAUACAACAAGGAAUGCAACUACAAACUAUUUUUCUUUAUAGUUCAAUUACAGCAAAAGUUGAAGGAUGUAGAAAAAGAAAAUGAAAAACUCAAGUCUUUACUCAAGAUGUAUAACAAAGAGACUAUAGAUCAUGACAACCAAAUGAUUAAAAAAGUCUUAUUGCUAAUAAGUUUCCUUAUAUUUAUUAUUAUUUUUUUUUUAUUAUAA